Molecule: messenger RNA, 2247 nt
Organism: Quercus lobata
Lineage: Eukaryota; Viridiplantae; Streptophyta; Magnoliopsida; Fagales; Fagaceae
Exons: 4
Coding region: 1-2247 (748 amino acids)
Molecular function (GO): zinc ion binding
Source: RefSeq, a predicted model, not a curated record
AUGAAUAUUGGUGAAGAUAGUCCUGAUAGUUGGGACAAUCAAGCUGAAAAUGCUGAGGUUGAAGCAGGACAAAUGGGUGGUGGUGUCAUGAAUUCUGACUAUGAGAGUGAGAAGUUGCUUAGCCUUGAUGAAUCAUCAUCAAGCAGUAAGGGUGGUGAUGAUUCAAGUGAUGAUGACAUCCCUGUUGCUGAGGUUGACAAUUCUAUUAGGAGCAGCAAAUAUCCAAUCUUUAGGCCAGUAGCCAAAGCUGAGAACCUUAGGUUUGAAAAGGAUAUGUUGUUCAUCUUAGCUAAACAAUUUAAAGAUGCUAUAACUGAUUAUGCAGUCCAUGGUGGGUGGGGUAUAAAAUUUGUGAAAAAUGACUUGGUGAGAGUGAGAGCCCGAUGCCAGCCAGGGUGCAAUUUUGUUGCCUACCUUGCAAAGGUGCCAAGGGAGAAGAGUUUUAGAUUGAAAACACUGAACAUGGAACACACAUGCACCAGAAGCUAUAAAAAUCCAAGGUGCACAGCAUCAUACAUUGGGAAGAAGUUAGUGAAGAGGGUUAGGAGACAGCCUGGCAUAAAGCUUAAGGAUAUUCAGGAGGCUGUGCAUAAGAAGUAUGUGGUUGACAUAAGUGCAGGCAAGGCAAGUAGGGCUAGAGAGAGAGCUCAAGAUGCUGUUGAUGGGACCCACACUGCACAGUUCAACCAACUAUGGGAGUACUGUGAUGAGUUGAGAAGGUGCAGUCCUGGGAGCACAAUAUUGAUGAAGGUGCAUACUUAUGAGGAUGGUGAUUUGGCAGCUGAGCAUGGAUUGGCAACUGGGCUGCCAUAUUUUGAAAGAAUGUACAUCUGCCUUGAAGGUUGCAAGAAGGGCUUCUUGGCAGGGUGCAGGCCAAUCAUUGGUCUAGAUGCAUGCCAUCUGAAGACCAAGACAGGUGGUCAGCUGAUGUGUGCUGUUGGCAGAGAUCCCAAUGAUGAAUACUUCUCAUUCGCAUAUGCAGUAGUAGAGGCUGAAACAAAGGACAGUUGGACCUGGUUUCUUAAUUUAUUGCUUGCUGACAUAGGAGAUGACAAGCAAUGGGUGUUCAUAUCUGACCAGCAGAAGGGGUUGGUGAACACCUUUGUUGACAAUUGGCCACAGUACGAGCACAGGAUCUGCUGCAGACAUUUAUACCAAAAUUUGAGGAAAAAUCAUCCUGGUGUCAUUAUUAGAGACCUUUUUUGGAAAGCAGCCAAGGCUACCUAUCGGCAAGCAUUUGAGAGGGCAAUGAAUGAGCUAAAGGAGGUGGAUGAAGAUGCAUUCAAAUGGCUGCAAUCUCAGUCAACAACUAUCUGGGCUAGGCACAUGUUCAAAAGUGAUGGGCAGAGUGACACGGUCUUGAACAACAUGUGUGAAAGCUUCAACAGCGCGAUAGUUAAGUUCAGGAGCAAACCUAUAAUCACCAUGCUUGAGUGUAUUAGGCUAUAUCUAAUGACUAGAUUUCAAGCAAACAGAGAAAUGAUUAUGAAGGUGGAAUCUGAGUUGUGUCCUAAGAUAAGGAAGAGGCUGUACAAGGAGAAGUUGACAUGCAGCAAGUGGAUAGCAUGUUGGGCUGGUCGUAUGAAGUUUGAAGUGAAGAAUGGGCUUGAGAGUUUCAUUGUGGACUUGGAAGAGAAGAAAUGCAGCUGUAGGAAGUGGGACAUAGUUGGCAUACCAUGUUGCCAUGCCAUUUCUUGCAUAUUUUUCAACAGAGAAGAUGCUGAAAAGUAUGUCAAUGCUUGCUACAAAAGGACUACCUACAUUGAUUGCUAUGAACCCAUUAUAGAGCCCAUUAAUGGCCAGAAUAUAUGGGGUCCUAGUGGACUGCCACCUGUGCAACCCCCUAUCAAGAGGAGACCUCCUGGCAGGCCUAAGAAGAAGAGGGCACUGGAGCCUGAUGAACCUAGAAGUCACAGAAAAAAAAGAGGCCUAGGCAUCUCAAAACAAUGCAAGUUAUGUGGGAAAUUAGGACACAACAAGAGGAGCUGCAAGGGAGAAGUAGGAGGGAACUCCUCCUUGCCUGGGAGUGCAUCCCAAGUCAGUAGGACCACUACAAGGGCAGCCAAGGAUGCUCAGCCAACAGUACACAGGGUACAACCAAACUCUAAUGAUGAUGUGACCACUGAUAACCAAUCCAAUCGAAGACCAAAAAAACAGAGGAAGAGAAGUGCAGUCACUACUGAAACCUUGAAUGCAACUGGGAAUGCAGCAAGAUAUAUGGCAGCAAUGAGAUCUGCUAAAAGAUAG